CCUGUGGAAAACAAAAGCUGUCAAACAACGAUAGAAAAUAUUGCCGUAUAAAUUCUAAAGCUGAAUACAGCAUCUGAAAUUUAAAAUUUGUGAAAACUAAGCGAUUAAAUAGGUAAAUUUAAAACGUAUUACUUUUAUCAACACUAUCACACUUUACGAUAUGACUCCGGAAUUGAACCUCGAUGGGGACAACCCCGCUCAGCAACAUUUUUCGGCACAUAAUCCAAUAGAACAGUAUGUGCUGCUUUCGAAGAGUGCAAAAGGGGCUGCCUGUUUGGAACUGAUCAAACAAGUCCUCGAAGCUCCAGGAGUGCACGUUUUUGGUGAGCUUCUAGCCAUGCCGAAUAUAACAGAGCUUCAAGGAGGAGCAAAUGCCAGCUAUUACAACGCACUGAAUAUGUUUGCGUAUGGUACAUAUCGACAGUAUUUGGAUAAUCAAGCUCAGGUUAUUCAGUUGACCCCUGUGAUGCGAAAGAAGCUGCAGCAUUUGACCAUUGUAUCGCUAGCCAUCAAAACGAAGUGCAUUCCCUACAAGGAACUGCUGCAAGAGCUGGAUAUAAAGCAUGUUAGAGAUUUGGAAGAUCUGAUAAUCGAAGCGAUUUAUGCGGACAUAAUUCACGGCAAAUUGGAUCAGAAAAACAAACAGCUCGAGGUCGAUUAUGCUAUUGGACGUGACAUACGAAAAGGUGACGUAAGCGAGAUUGUCGGAACCCUGCAGGAGUGGUGCGAUUCUUGCGAAACAAUUUUGGUUUGCCUCGAGAACCAGAUCCAUCGCGCGAAUUCAGAAAAGCAAAAACGAUUGAAGCACAAAGAAGCGAUCGAAACUGAGAUAACGAAUCUAAAGAAGCUGAUUAAAGUGCAGGCUGGAAAUGACUCUGACGAAGCUAUGGCCACAGAUUCCGGACGGGAGAUGUCCGUUGGAAAUCCGGAUCCUCGCAAGAAACCAAUCAAGCAGAAAAACCUGAAAGUAGGCGGUACGGCGAAAGCGCACUCGAGACAGCUGCCCUAACCUGGCAAAAAGGAAUGGAUUAGGCUAAUUGAUUGUUUGGCGAAUUUUGUAAAUAAACAUAUGUUUUGAGCAUUUUUAUAAUCCCUA
This is a messenger RNA of Wyeomyia smithii (pitcher-plant mosquito), 1096 nucleotides long. It is a transcript of the gene CSN7, whose product is annotated as COP9 signalosome complex subunit 7b. The coding region runs from base 161 to 1009 and encodes 282 amino acids. The record is from RefSeq and is a predicted model, not a curated record. The transcript has 4 exons. Gene Ontology annotation, biological process: COP9 signalosome assembly. NCBI's taxonomy places the organism in Eukaryota, Metazoa, Arthropoda, Insecta, Diptera, Culicidae. Gene Ontology annotation, cellular component: COP9 signalosome.